This is a messenger RNA of Diceros bicornis minor, 5602 nucleotides long. It is a transcript of the gene NFRKB, whose product is annotated as nuclear factor related to kappaB binding protein. The record is from RefSeq and is a predicted model, not a curated record. The transcript is spliced from 26 exons. Gene Ontology annotation, molecular function: protease binding. Gene Ontology annotation, cellular component: Ino80 complex. NCBI's taxonomy places the organism in Eukaryota, Metazoa, Chordata, Mammalia, Perissodactyla, Rhinocerotidae. Bases 730 to 4665 code for a protein of 1311 amino acids.
CAUUGGCUUCCGGGCUUCUAAUCCUCUGGCAGCUGCCUGCUUUUUGUAUUUCGAGAUCCUUAUUCAAAAUAGUAGCAGGGCAAAGGUUACCACUGGAACAGAUUAAAUUUAGCUACACAUCCACGGUAAUUGAAGAAACUUGUGAGCAAGUUGUGAAACAGAGGUGAGCCUCCUAAGAGUCAGGUAGAACACUGGCUUUGCAGCUGUUACCCUGUUCUGUGUCAGUUCUGUUAAGAGGACUUUAUGCUAAGCAUCAUUUCUUUUUCCUAUUUUAAAGUUUUGUUAAAUUGCAGAUGCCAUGUGCUUUCUCACUUGCUUCAGUUAUUUAGGCACCAAGAAUGUUCAAGAUGUUGUAAUUCACCAUGUGCUGAAAGGUGAUGGGGCACAGUUGCUUGGGGACCACACAGCUACUUUGUCUGACACUAAUCUUUCUGCAGUAUCUUUACACAGAUCUGAAAUCUCUUCAAGAUAACUUGAAAUAAUUUGUGGGAAGGUACUUCUUUUAGUAGUAGUAUUAUAUGUCUGCUCUUUAUCAGUUGAGAGUUUUGGAAUAAGUCAUUACAUUACUACAUUAUAUGGCUAAGUCGUGUAAAUUGUCAUCCAUCCGGAGAUUAUUCAUUGCAGGAUUCCAGGAUUGGAAGUAACAGUAGAGAGGACCUGGUCCAACUCCCCUUGAUUUUACAGAUAAGGAAACUGAUACCUGGUCAGAUUACCUGUGGAGCAUAAACAAUGGAUUCCUUGGACCAUAUGCUGACGGAUCCCCUGGAACUGGGUCCAUGUGGAGAUGGCCAUGGCACACGUAUUAUGGAGGAUUGCCUCCUGGGGGGCACCAGGGUUAGUCUGCCCGAGGACCUUCUGGAGGAUCCUGAGAUAUUCUUUGAUGUAGUGAGCCUCUCCACGUGGCAAGAAGUAUUGAGUGACUCUCAGCGUGAACACCUCCAGCAGUUUCUGCCUCACUUUCCUGAAGACAGUAUUGAGCAGCAAAGUCAGCUCAUCCUGGCCCUGUUCAGUGGGGAGAACUUCCGCUUUGGGAACCCUCUGCACAUUGCCCAGAAGCUUUUCCGAGAUGGACACUUUAACCCUGAGGUGGUCAAGUAUCGGCAGCUAUGCUUCAAGUCACAGUACAAGCGAUACCUCAGCUCUCAGCAGCAGUAUUUCCAUCGGCUGCUGAAGCAGAUUCUGGCUUCCCGGAGUGACCUACUGGAGAUGGCCCGACGGAGUGGCCCAGCCCUCCCCUUCCGGCAGAAGCGCCCUUCACCGUCCCGCACCCCUGAGGAGCGGGAGUGGCGGACCCAGCAGCGCUACUUGAAAGUCUUGAGGGAGGUGAAGGAGGAGUGUGGUGACACAGCCCUGUCAUCUGAUGAAGAGGCCACGUUGGAUUUACAAGAAAAAUUUUCUUUUGAAGAUCUCAACUCAUGGCUUCCGAGCUCUCCAGCGUGUUCUCCUAGCCCUGCGGUGCCCCUGAGGGUGGUGCCCACGCUUUCAACCACGGAUAUGAAAACUGCAGAUAAAAUAGAACUGGGGGACAGUGACCUGAAGAUAAUGUUAAAGAAGCACCAUGAGAAGCGGAAACAUCAACCAGAUCACCCGGACCUUUUGACAGGGGACCUGACUCUCAGUGACAUCAUGACUCGAGUAAAUGCUGGCAGGAAGGGCUCUCUAGCAGCCCUGUAUGACUUGGCUGUCCUUAAAAAAAGGGUUAAGGAAAAGGAGGAAAAGAAGAAGAAGAAAAUCAGAAUGAUCAAAUCAGAGGCAGAGGAUUUGGCUGAGCCCUUAAGCAGUACUGAAGGGAUCCCACCUCUCUCACAGGCUCCAUCUCCACUGGCAAUACCUGCUGUCAAGGAGGAGCCUCUGGAAGAUCUCAAGCCUUGCCUUGGAAUCAAUGAAAUAUCUUCCAGCUUCUUCUCUCUUCUGUUAGAAAUCUUGCUGCUGGAGGGGCAGGCUAGCCUUCCUAUGCUGGAGGAGCGAGUUUUGGAUUGGCAGUCAUCUCCAGCCAGCUCCCUUAAUAGCUGGUUCUCUGCGGCCCCCAACUGGGCAGAGUUGGUGUUACCAGCCCUGCAGUAUCUUGCUGGAGAAAGCCGUGCUGUACCUUCCAGUUUCUCUCCAUUUGUUGAAUUCAAAGAGAAGACCCAGCAGUGGAAAUUGCUUGGCCAGUCCCAAGAUAAUGAAAAGGAAUUAGCUGCACUCUUCCAGCUGUGGCUAGAAACCAAAGACCAGGCCUUCUGUAAGCAAGAAAAUGAAGAUAGCUCAGAUGCCACAACACCUAUUCCUCGGGUAAGAACUGACUAUGUGGUGCGUCCCAGCACAGGGGAGGAGAAACGAGUUUUCCAGGAGCAGGAGCGUUACAGAUACAGUCAACCCCAUAAGGCGUUCACCUUUCGCAUGCAUGGCUUUGAGUCUGUGGUGGGGCCUGUGAAGGGUGUGUUUGACAAGGAAACCUCACUCAACAAGGCUCGGGAGCACUCCCUGCUGCGCUCUGACCGGCCUGCCUAUGUCACCAUCCUGUCUCUCGUUCGAGAUGCCGCGGCUCGGCUGCCUAAUGGAGAAGGCACUCGGGCAGAGAUCUGUGAAUUGCUCAAGGACUCCCAGUUUCUUGCACCAGAUGUCACCAGCACUCAGGUGAAUACAGUAGUGAGUGGUGCACUGGACCGGCUACAUUAUGAAAAAGACCCAUGUGUGAAAUAUGACAUUGGACGAAAGCUGUGGAUCUACCUGCAUCGUGACCGGAGCGAGGAAGAGUUUGAGCGGAUUCACCAAGCACAAGCAGCUGCAGCUAAAGCCAGGAAAGCCCUGCAGCAGAAACCCAAGCCUCCAUCCAAGGUGAAGUCCGGUAGCAAGGAGAAUUCACUGAAGGUCCUCAGCAGCGGCCCUCCUGAGCAGACCCAGAUGAGCCUCAGUGACUCCAGCAUGCCACCCACCCCAGUCACACCUGUGACCCCCACCACUCCAGCUUUGCCUGCCACUCCUAUCUCCCCUCCACUUGUAUCAUCAGUGAGCAAAAGUGGCCCUACUGCUGUCUCAGAACCAGCUAAAUCUAGCUCAGGUGUUCUUCUGGUGUCUUCACCAACAAUGCCACAGCUAGGAACAAUGCUUUCCCCUGCUUCCAGCCAGACUCCACCAAAUUCUCAGGCCGCUGCCCGUGUUGUGAGCCACUCUGGCUCGGCUGGACUACCCCAGGUGCGGGUGGUGGCCCAGCCCAGCCUUCCUACUGUUACGCAGCAGUCAGCAGGGCCAACACAGACGCUGCCACAGAUGCCGGCAGGACCACAGAUUCGGGUUCCAGCCACUGCUGCACAGACCAAAGUCGUGCCCCAGACAGUAAUGGCCACUGUUCCAGUCAAAGCUCAGACCCCAGCGGCCACUGUGCAGCGGCCUGGACCCGGGCAGACGGGGCUCACGGUGACAAGUCUCCCUGCUACAGCCAGCCCUGCAAGCAAGCCGGCCACGAGUUCUCCUGGUGGCUCUGCCCCGAGUGCUUCCACAGCUGCUGUCAUUCAGAAUGUCACAGGACAGAACAUCAUCAAGCAGGUGGCAAUCACUGGGCAGCUUGGUGUGAAGCCCCAGACAGGCAACAGCAUUCCACUGACAGCCACUAACUUCCGUAUCCAGGGUAAGGAUGUAUUGCGUCUGCCGCCCUCUUCCAUCACCACAGAUGCCAAAGGCCAGACGGUUCUGCGAAUCACUCCGGACAUGAUGGCCACAUUGGCCAAGUCCCAGGUGACCACAGUCAAAUUGACCCAGGAUCUCUUCGGGACAGGAAGCGGCACUGCAGGCAAAGGCAUCUCGGCCACCUUACACGUCACUUCCAAUCCAGUCCAUGCAGCUGACAGCCCUGCCAAGGCCAGUUCAGCCAGUGCCCCUUCAUCCACUCCAGCAGGUACCACUGUGGUCAAAGUGACUCCUGACCUCAAGCCAACAGAAGCUUCGAGUUCAGCUUUUCGCUUGAUGCCAGCACUUGGUGUGAGUGUGGCAGACCAGAAGGGGAAAAACACAGUGGCCUCCUCAGAAGCAAAACCAGCUGCCACAAUCCGCAUCGUUCAGGGCCUGGGAGUGAUGCCUCCCAAGGCAGGCCAGACCAUUACAGUUGCAACCCAUGCCAAGCAAGGGUCCUCAGUGGCCAGUGGGUCUGGAACUGUCCAUACUUCAGCGGUGUCCUUGCCCAGUAUGAAUGCUGCCGUGUCCAAGACUGUAGCCGUGGCUUCUGGGGCUGCGAGCACCCCCAUCAGCAUCGGGACGGGAGCCCCCACUGUGCGGCAGGUCCCUGUCAGCACCACAGUUGUUUCCACGUCCCAGGCUGGGAAGCUGCCUACACGGAUCACAGUUCCACUCUCUGUGAUUAGCCAGCCUAUGAAGGGCAAGAGUGUGGUCACAGCCCCCAUCAUCAAGGGCAACCUUGGAGCCAACCUCAGUGGGCUGGGCCGCAACAUCAUCCUCACCACCAUGCCAGCGGGUACUAAGCUCAUUGCUGGCAAUAAGCCCGUUAGUUUCCUCACUGCCCAGCAGUUGCAGCAGCUUCAGCAACAAGGUCAGGCCACACAGGUGCGCAUCCAGACUGUGCCCGCAUCCCAUCUUCAACAGGGAACAGCUUCUGGUUCCUCCAAAGCAGUCUCUACUGUUGUCGUGACCACAGCUCCAUCUCCUAAGCAGGCACCCGAACAACAAUGACUUGGAGAGAGAAAGAUGGCUUCCAUAAAAGCCCAUACCUGGUCUGCCCUUCUGGCCAAAAGGAGCAGGGAGGUUGCAUUGUUCCUCUAAGCUUGUCCGUAUAAGGAAGGCCAGUAGUGGGAUGAUGGCAGCAGUGGCUUGGAUUCUGCUGCCACACUCCAUAGUGGAGUACACUGAGAAAGGUUCACUCCAGGUUUCUAAGGUCUGGUCUAUACUGAUCGAGGAGAAGCUUCUCUGUUAAGAAUUGUGUGAGGUCAUAGUUGUGUCAUACAAGCCAAAGUUCUCUCCUGAGAGCAAGACAGAGGGAAGGCUUACAGUUGCAGAGUGUGCAGGUAGUGAAUAAGCCUCGUUCUAUAUGUGGAUUGUGUUUUUUAGCUUCUGGUCGUCUCCCAUGCCUAGUGAUCUGGUUAGGAGUUUUGUGUCCAGAAAUUUUUAUGUAACUUAUUUUUUUAAAGAACCUAUUGUACAUCUUUAUCAAAUAGAAACCUAGGCUUUCACCCCCUAAACUGGUUACUUAUUCUUUUGACCAGAAUGAGAGAAUAGCAAGAUUCUUAGUAAGUUGGUGGCUGACUUGAUAACUACGCGGUAAUGGAGAGGCUGUAAGAUGGGAAAGAAACAUAGGAAGUGAGAUAGUGUGAGUUCCCUGCAAUGGGAUUAGUUGGGCACUUCCUCUUAAAGGGGGGGUAUCGGGAUGGUGAUUGUGGUCCAUGUCUUCACCUGCUGACUUUGUCCUCCUCAUCAAGCCUGUUCACGUGCAGUUCCAGAGUCAGUGGGCAGAGUAGGCCAAUGCCAGAAGAGAUGCUGCUUUUGCAGCAUCAGCUUUAUUGCAGUUCAAAGAUUAUAGGUUCUGCUUUGCUCCAGAGCAAGAGUCAGCAAACCACGGCCCUUGGGCUGGCCACCUGUUUUUGUAAAUAAAGUUUUAUUGGAGCACAGCCUA